AUGGGGGACAGACAGGAAGUAUCAAUUGUAAACUCGUUAAAGACGUUCAAGGACGUUGCACAACUGUCCAAAACAAAAUUAAAACAUAUCGCUAAAAGUUUAAACAUUGACGUUGAAAAGUCGUUUGGAAAGAAAGCCAUACUUAAUCUUGUCUGUAAUGGUUUAAACAUAUCAACUUCGUCUACGAGUUCGUCUGUGCCGUUGCCCCAACCUGCUGAAGACCAAAGCUUACCGUCGAUAAGGCAGCUACAGAAACUAAAAAACUGGAGCAAGAGUCUCACUGGUUUACCGCAAGUUGUGGACGAGUCCAUGGUAAAGACCUUUUUAGUUGGAGCGGGUUAUACCAAAGCGGACGUCAAGAAAUACAAAACCCUUUGUGCUUGGGAGCACAAACAAGGAGUUCACUCUUUAAAUUUGCGAGGUAAUUGCAGCCAUGUUGGUGCUUUGUUGUUUGUCUUGGCUGACAUUAUUGCAGAAGGAAAAGUGCAAAUCCCUUCAGACCCUACUUGUACGGACUUACUUGCUCAUGGACAGAACCUAAAGAAUCAUCUUAAGAAUUUUUGCUAUCAGCUGCCUGUGAAUUAUUAUGGAAUGAUCUUUGCUCUUUUUCCAGGUGCCAAAGUAAAACCAGCAAUGGUUGAAAAUAUAAAUAUUUACAAAGCUAAAGUGGGAGAGCAACCACCUGAAAAGAAAUUCCGACCAUCUCCUGCAAUAACAGAGGAUUUGUACAAAAACAGUGAUGAAAAUCCCCUAACAAAGGAAGAACGAAAAUCAAACUUGAGGCAGGCAAUUCUAGAAGCAAAUAUGGGUAAACCAAUGCCUCCCAUAGUUUACCUGUUAUCCAAGGUGGAAAAUGAUUCUGCCCAACCUGCAUCUGAGUAUAAUCUACCAGACGUUUAUAUUUGUGAGAAUUAUGAUGCAAGUUUAGCUAUUUGUUGUGAUAUUGAGGUACAGACUAGCUCAUAUGCAAAUGCUGACAAUAAUGAAAUUGAAGAAAUCUUAGAGCAUAAUCUUGGUAAUACAAUUUGCUUGCAAGAAAUUCGAGAAAAAGCAGAAAAUGUUUUGAGAGAAAUAUGUGUAAGCCAAGAGGAAGUUGAGUCAAUAGAACGGGAAACCAGAGGCCAGCACAACAAUCCACUGUGGUUUACACACCGCAUGCCAAGGAUAACUGCAUCAAAGUGUAAGCGGGCAAUUCAAAAAGUGACUACAAGUCCCACUAAAGCAUUGCGUGACAUAUUGGGCUACAACAAGCGCAUCCAAACAUCAUACAUGCAAGAUGGAAAGGAUUCAGAACACAAAAUUAUAGAAAUGUAUGAACAAAGAAACAAUGUCAAUGUCCAACCAUGUGGAUUUUUCAUAUCUGUCACCCAUCCGUUUCUUGGUGCAACACCAGAUGGUUUGGUUGGGGAUGAGGGUAUAAUUGAAGUAAAAAAGAUCCACCCACACACUGCAGAAUCCUUACUGGAUGCCCUCAAAAGGCAAUGUAUAUUAAAGGAAACAGGUGAUCAAGUCUCAUUAAAUAACAAUCACCCCUACUAUUACCAAAUUCAACAACAGCUGUUUUGUUCAAGAAGGUUAUGGGCUGAUUUUGUUGCUUCAGAUGGAAAGGCUAUAUUUGUUCUGAACACUGCUUACUGCCAGAAAUUUUGGGAACAGCAACUACCCAGGCUUAGGAAAUUUUAUUAUGACAUUAUUUUAUUGGAGCUUGCAUAUCCUCGGGUUAAGUUUGGACACAGUAGAAUUGGUAAACUUGGAAUUACAUAUGAAUCUCUCAGCACUGUUGUAAGAGAGGAAUAAUUAUUAUACAAAUACCAUUGAAUUAUUAGGGCUGCCCCAAGGGUUUCUAAAUGUAAUGGAGUAAUGUGAUAGUACCACAUA
Messenger RNA from Dendronephthya gigantea, 1878 nucleotides. RefSeq lists its product as uncharacterized. The transcript is spliced from 3 exons. The coding region runs from base 1 to 1797 and encodes 598 amino acids. Lineage: Eukaryota; Metazoa; Cnidaria; Anthozoa; Malacalcyonacea; Nephtheidae. The record is from RefSeq and is a predicted model, not a curated record.